Molecule: messenger RNA, 759 nt
Organism: Osmia bicornis bicornis
Lineage: Eukaryota; Metazoa; Arthropoda; Insecta; Hymenoptera; Megachilidae
Product: dynein beta chain, ciliary-like
Exons: 2
Coding region: 1-642 (213 amino acids)
Source: RefSeq, a predicted model, not a curated record
AUGUUGCUACCUCUGCCCAUGGGUAUCGAUGAGAUUAUGCAGGAAGAAUUUGAUUCCAAGCCAGAUUCUUAUAAGCUUCAAUUGAAAAGCAAUAUAGAAGAAAUUGUAACAAAAUGGGCUGGGCAAAUUAAUGAAAUCCUUAAUGAAGAGUUCUCCCAGUUUUCCAAGGGCGGGGACCAAUUACCCGAAGCUGGUAAUUUCAAUAAGAUUAGGGAAAUUGACAUCAUUGUUACGUUUUUCUUACAUUUUUUUUUAGAAAUGAAUUACUGGAAUAUGAGAUUAAAGAACAUGGAAUCAAUUUACCUUCAAUUGAAGAAUCCAAAAAUAGUCAGGAUGGACGUGUUUUUACAAGAAAUGGCGAGUCCUUAUUCGGAGUAUUUUAAGAAUUUGAUAAAGAACGUAGCUGCAACAUUAUUAGAGACAAGAGAUAUCUUCCUUUACUUGAAGCCCUUAGAUACGAAUUUCCAAGAGAUCUCUAGCGCUGAAUUUAAGGAUUUAUCGUUGAAAUUCAAAAUAUUGAUACACUGCGUGUGCUUAAUGUGGGCUAACUCAAAGUUUUACUCUGUAGAAAGAGUAGUCACUCUGUUACGAGAAAUUUCGAGCUUGUUAAUUGCUCAAGUAUUCAAUUUUCAUUUAAUAUAAAUAUUAUGCAGUGUGGUCAUUUGAAACAUUUAACAUUUUUAAUAUAGGCAUCGAAAUACAUAAAUCCCUCAACUUUAUUCGAAGGUGAUAUCGAAGAAAACAAGACGAAAAUAGAGG